CCUUGUCCUGUGGUGACACUAGUGAGAGUGUCACAUUGUCUGGAUGUUUUGCAUCGUAGGCGGUAGUAAUCCCCCGCAGUGACUGACUAGACUGAGUCAGUGAAGAGGUGAAGGGGUUUCGCAGGCUCACAGUAUCUGAACAGCAGCAUGAUGGCGGAGCACAGCGAAUCUCCUAUUCACGUCCAAAUUCCACAACCAGCACAGACAGGCAGCUGGCCCAUUAGCAGGGAGUCGUAUGAGCUCCAGGAGGUUAUAGGUAGUGGUGCUACAGCUGUUGUUCAGGCUGCCCUUUGUACACCCAGACAGGAGCGAGUUGCAAUAAAGCGAAUCAAUUUGGAAAAAUGCCAGACAAGUAUGGAUGAACUGUUGAAAGAAAUUCAAGCAAUGAGCCAAUGCUAUCACCCAAAUGUGGUUACUUACUAUACUUCAUUUGUUGUAAAGGACGAACUUUGGUUGGUCAUGAAAUUACUAAGUGGAGGAUCAAUGUUGGAUAUCAUUAAAUAUAUAUUCAGCAGAGGUGAGCAUAGGAGUGGAGUCCUUGAUGAGCCAAUAAUAGCAACUAUUUUAAAAGAAGUGUUAGAAGGGUUGGAUUAUCUGCAUAGAAAUGGACAGAUUCACAGGGAUGUGAAAGCCGGGAAUAUUCUUUUGGGAGAAGAUGGGUCAGUGCAAAUAGCUGAUUUUGGAGUUAGCGCAUUCUUAGCAACAGGAGGCGAUGUUACAAGAAACAAAGUUAGAAAGACCUUUGUUGGCACUCCAUGUUGGAUGGCACCUGAAGUUAUGGAGCAGGUACGAGGUUAUGACUUCAAAGCGGAUAUUUGGAGUUUUGGGAUUACAGCUAUUGAAUUAGCUACAGGUUCUGCGCCUUAUCACAGAUAUCCACCCAUGAAGGUUUUAAUGCUGACCCUACAGAAUGAUCCUCCUAUUCUGGAUACAGGUGUGGAGGAUAAAGAAAUGUUAAAAAAAUAUGGAAAGUCUUUUAGGAAGCUAAUAACACUGUGCCUUCAGAAAGACCCUACCAAAAGGCCUACAGCAACAGAACUUUUGAAAUGCAAAUUCUUCCAAAAAGCUAAGAAUAGAGAGUAUCUGAUUGAAAAACUCCUACACAAAGCACCGAAUAUAGCCCAAAGAGCAAAAAAGGAACCUGAGCAGAACCCUGGGAAAACAAGCAUGGUGUCAGGUUCUGAGAGAGAACAGGAUGGAAACAGAAGGGUUAGAAGAGUCCCUGGGUCCAGUGGUCAUCUUCAUAAGACCGAGGAUGGAGACUGGGAGUGGAGUGAUGAUGAGUUGGAUGAAAGGAGUGAAGAGGGAAAAGCAGCAGUCAAUCAAGGAAGGUCACGAAGGUUAAGAAAAGAAAAUGAAGAGAAUGUUGUAAAUGCCAGCAGUGAUCCUAUGCAGGAGCUGUCCACUGAGGCACCUCAGGUGCACCCUCUUGAGACUUCUCAAUACAGCCAAGGGCCAUUUGCUAUAAAUAUGGUUUUACGAUUGAGGAAUGCCAGAAAGGAAUUGAAUGAUAUACGUUUUGAAUUUACACCAGGAAGAGAUACAGCAGAUGGUGUGUCUCAGGAGCUGUUCUCUGCUGGCCUUGUGGAUGGACAUGAUGUAGUUAUCGUUGCUGCUAACUUACAGAAGAUUGUAGAUGACCCAAACACUUACACAAUCUUGACUUUCAAACUGGCUUCUGGGUGUGAUGGAAAUGAGAUUCCUGACGAGAUCAAACUGAUUGGGUUUGCCCAGCUGAGUGUCAGCUGAUAUUUCCUGUUACCUGAUCUGUGUGGAAUGCUAGGAUUAGCUGAAAGAGUUAGCACCUUAGACGGAAUUCUGCUUCAUUCCCCAGCACUUCACUGGACCCUACAGCCACUGCUUGGCUCGCCUUGAAACACUGCUAAUAUUCAAGAGAGAAUUGAUAAAACUCUGGAGGACACUUGAGGGUUCAUGUCAGAAAAAAUGUACAAGGAUAAGAUGUGUACCCAGGUGGUUAUAUUUAUUAAUAUUAAGCAGCAUAUUAGUUUUAUUUUUUAUCAUGUUACCUCUGCUUUUGGCAUAGCUUUUUAAUGUUUUUUAAAAGUAAUUUAUUGACAAAGUUGCUGCCAUUUUGUUUUUGUUAAUUUUUUGGGGAUAUUUUUAGGUUCAUUUUAAAGAUAAGCCAAUAUAAUGAUGAUUUAAGUUUGAAGUAUUGCACAUUCAAAAAUGUGUUUUAUUUCUUAAAUACAUACUAUAUUUCACUGCAGUAUGAGUUUUGAGUGAGCCAUUGUCUGAAUAAAAUGAUCCAAAGUAUUGUGUAUUUUAGCAAAGGAAUGACUGAGAUGUGUCCACUGUUCCUAACACAAAAGUCAAAUGUUUUUUGGGUAAGGGAGGUGCCUUCUUAACCUUAAAUUUAAAAUGUGCCUGAGACGAUAGUGUAUGGGAACUGGUGAAUAGUAGCUAUUUGAAAUGACAACAGCAGAAGUUGUAUUUGUAUUGCCACAUAAAUGCAGUGACACUUAAAUAAGUAGAUUCUAGCUGAAUAAUGCAUUCUUGUGCAGAUACUGUAAAUACACAACUUGUUAAACCUUCAAGCUAAAAUUACCAUCCACUUUGGCCAGGGUAGGUGUUCCUGCACCUAGUCCUGUUGUACAAACUCCUGGCUACUCAGUCAUUGAACUAAUAUAGUUAGUUGAUAGUAGUUUGGAUGGACUGAGUGCAGGGCUAAUGUGAGUUUCUAACCAUAUAUCAUUUGGGAGAAUAUGAUAACAUAUUUAUACACUAUUAAAUAACAAACAUGCUUUCUGUAGUGUCUAAAUGCAAGAUGACAUUAGAAAAUACAUGACUUGCAUUUAACCAUUACAAUUAUCCAUAAACAGUAAAAAAAAAAAAAAAAAAAAAAGUAUUUUUGCAAACCAAACCUAACUGCACAGUUUGAGUAAUGAAGACUAGUACCAUUUGCUCUUACAAAAAGGUCUGUUUUUCCAGUUAAGAUUAAAAAAAAAGGCAGCUUUAAUUUAUUAACAUAACGACUGUAGUUAGAAAUGUACAUAUCUACUUAAUCUUUUGUCAUAUAAGGUAAGUUAUUGUGUUAACUACCCUUGCUAUUUAUCCUGUUUAAUUUAAUUAACAGUAAAAAAAUUGAAAUAACUGCAAACAGCAACCAAUAAACCAUUGCACAACUGGCACGUGUUGCAUUUUCAUUUUUUUUAUGUCUAUUUCUUGUUUUAAGUUGUGAUUUUGUUUCACCUAUGUUUGUAUUGGAUGCAUUGCUUCAAUGCUC
Messenger RNA from Polyodon spathula (Mississippi paddlefish), 3244 nucleotides. Its product is annotated as STE20/SPS1-related proline-alanine-rich protein kinase-like. The record is from RefSeq and is a predicted model, not a curated record. NCBI's taxonomy places the organism in Eukaryota, Metazoa, Chordata, Actinopteri, Acipenseriformes, Polyodontidae. Gene Ontology annotation, molecular function: protein serine/threonine kinase activity; ATP binding. The transcript has 19 exons. Gene Ontology annotation, biological process: protein phosphorylation. The coding region runs from base 148 to 1749 and encodes 533 amino acids.